This is a messenger RNA of Mercenaria mercenaria, 1969 nucleotides long. RefSeq names its product hsp70-binding protein 1-like. The coding region runs from base 1 to 861 and encodes 286 amino acids. The record is from RefSeq and is a predicted model, not a curated record. Lineage: Eukaryota; Metazoa; Mollusca; Bivalvia; Venerida; Veneridae. The transcript has 5 exons.
AUGCGUCUCGAGUUCUGCUUUGUCAAUCAAAAUCUCGGUGAAUUUCAAUUUCACUGUUGUUCGCCGCCACAAACGGAACCUUGUCUUUUCAUUGGUUUUUAUUCAAAUUUUACCCAUUUUGUAGUUUCUUACAGUGAUAUUUUUAGUUUAUGUAUUUUCGUAUAUGUUUUACUGUCCUAUCAUAUAUAUUCAGAUUUCCACAAGAUUGGUGGUUUUAGGAUCUUCACACAAUGUCUGGAAUCGGAAGAACCCGAGAUACGACGGUCGUGCCUGGAUGUGAUUGCAUCUCUCGUACAAAAUAACCCGUACUGUCAGGCAGCCGUCUUACAGCAUGACCUUCUACCUACCAUACUUCAUAUGCUGGACACAGAUAACAACUCCACUGUGAAAGUGAAAGCUCUAUAUGCUGUAUCCUGUUUGAUACGAGAUUGUGAAGAAGGUCUAGACGGGUUUUUAUCACAUGAUGGAUUUUCUGUAAUCAUGCGUGCCAUGCAAACUGAUAUUGAUAAAUUGAAAAUAAAGUCAGCUUUCAUGUUGAGUUCAAUCUGCAGUGAUAACAAUAAAUGUAAAGAUAUUGUUUGUGAUAUAGGAAUGAUAGAUCAACUUGUAGGACAUCUCAGUGAAGAGCAUAGCAGUUUUCAUGAACAUUUGUUAUCUGCGCUACUGUCUAUAGUAAGAGGCCAUCCUCGAAGUUUACAGCAGUGUUCACGGCCAGAGUUAAAUCUGCUUUCCUUGUUACAACAAAAAGAACAAGAUAUGAAAGGAAAGGAUGAGUUUCAGGAGGAGUAUGAAUACACUGUAGAAUUGCUGAAGUUAUUAAAGACAUCACAAGACAGUUCGGAACAAGAUGUUGUCAGAUGAUACUAUAGUUUAUUCAGUAUUUAGGCAUUUUAAGACAGUUAUUAAAGGGCCUCAAGUUCAAUCUAUUUCUGUGCACUCAAGAAGUAACAACCAUUUGCAGAUUUUUUCAAAAUGUUGGACUGAGUGUAACUGUAGAAAAUAUUAGUCACCUUUAUGUUCCAAAAAUUGAGUUAUUUCUUUUAAAAAUCACUUUCUGCCAAAGUGUUGCAUUUGAAUGCACUGGAUAAUAUGUUCAGUUGUUGUGAGAGUAAUUAAGAGCUCAGAUAAAAUUUAAAAAGAUCCAAACUGCUUCAGUUAGUUCAUUGUUUACACAACAAUUCUAAUGUCUAUUCUGUACUGAUAUUCUGUGCCAGAAGAAGUUAUGCACAGUAACGUAAAACUGGUCAAUAUACAUGUAAACUUUGUAUGAACAGAUAUAUAUUUAACUCCCCAAGUUACAUUAUUCAUUGGACAACUCAUUCCUUUGCUUCUGAGCUGAAAUGAUUUUUUGCUAAAACACAAUUUGUAGAGCUUUGCAGUAGCUUUGACUAGUCUUCGGUUUGUUGUAUUCUGAUGAUGUAAAAAACUGUGAAAUUAUGGAUUGGGUUUUUUAAUGUUUUUUUAAAUUACAUGAAAAUGGAGUAAUUAAAGGGAGUGUAACUUCAUACUCGUACAGGUAGGAUUACCUUCUUUAUAACAAUAAGCAUUUGAGGUGUCAUGAUAAAGAACAAUAUAACCAUACAAUACAGUUGUACGUUCUAAAUGUGUAGGUUUGCUGGUAACAAGUGAUGAUCUGAUAAAAUCUAUGACAGAUUUUUAACAGACACUUAUUGUAUAUAGAGACUUACUAGACAUAUAGGUAUUGAUAUUGCAGUUCCUCUGUUUGUUAAAUCUAUAUACUACAGUAAGAGAAGUAAUGUUUUAGCUUUACUGUGCACACAUGCAUGUGUAUUUUGAUAAAAUGUUUGUUUACUUGAUAACUGCUUUGCUGUUAAUGAUGUAAAAUAAACUACUGUAUCUAUACUAGUUAUAGAAUACAGUGCCCAAAAAGACUAAAUGUAUUUACUUUAAUUUCUACCUUCUUGCUAUAAUAAACCCUGAUGUUUGUUUGUUUUGUUGAAUAACAAGU